AUGUCGAUUCAGAGCCAAAUUUAUCAUCAAGCUGGUUCGUUAUUGCCAUAUCCCGACGCUGAUUAUCAAUUUUUGCAAAUUUAUUUUAUUGGUGAUGAAAAUCGUGAAUUGGAUAAACGUUCUGCAAUUGCUUUGAAUACAAGACGAGAAAUUAUUUGUGAGCUACAAAGGUUUUUCCAUCAGCAUAACGCAUUAGUUCAAUUGUUCAAAAUUGCUCUCGAUCGUAUGCCCUCUGAUCAUCACAAAAUCGUAAUAAGGGCUGAUAGAACACCUUUUGGAGAGCAUGAAAGGCGAUUCAAUGCACCGACAAUUGAUGAGGUUGCAAUUGUAAUUCAUGGUGAACAGUUUCAAUCGCGUGAUAUUAUACUUCAUCGUAAAAAUGACAAACUGCAACGUGUUUCGGAACUUCAUCGUAGUUACGACGCAUUACAAUACCCAAUAUUGCAUUGGAAAGGUGACGAUGGCUAUAAUAUAAAUAUACCAAUGAUUGAUCCACGAACAGGUCUACAUGUACAGAAAAAAGUUAGUGCCAUGAAUUUUUAUUCUUAUCGAUCGAUUGCUCGUCCACAAGAACAAAAUUAUAUCUUGAGAUGUCAAGAUAUUUUAAUUCGUAUGCGUCAUCAUGCAAGAAAUCCUGAUUUGUUGAUAACUUUGGAAAUGUACAACGAAGCUUUGAUAAUAAUUGAAAAUAUGUGUCUACGGAUUGCAAAUAAAACAUUAGUACAAUUGGGUAUGACCGCACCAAAUCGUGACAUGCAUGAUCUGUUUGAUCGUGAGUUGCAACGUGAGCAGGAAUUCAAUUCUAAUGAUUUGCGUUUAUUUGUACAAUCGAAUAUAACCAAAAUGAAUAUUCAUCAAAAACAUGUCUAUGACACAAUCAUGCAAGCCAUUUCCAAUAAUGCAGAAUUACAGAAACCAUGA
Molecule: messenger RNA, 921 nt
Organism: Bactrocera tryoni
Lineage: Eukaryota; Metazoa; Arthropoda; Insecta; Diptera; Tephritidae
Exons: 5
Coding region: 1-921 (306 amino acids)
Source: RefSeq, a predicted model, not a curated record